CAGUCAGAAGUGGGGGAUGGCAGGGCCUGUGCUCACACUGGGGCUGCUGGCUGCCCUUGUUGUGUGUGCCCUCCCAGGCAGUCAGGCCCUGAAUGAGGAACAAAGGCUGAUCCAGCACCUCUUCAAGGAAAAGGGCUAUAACAAAGAACUCCGGCCAGUGGCUCAAAAGGAGGACAAAGUGGAUGUCGCCCUAAGUCUCACCCUCUCCAACCUCAUCUCCCUGAAAGAAGUGGAGGAGACCCUCACCACCAACGUGUGGAUAGAUCACGCCUGGAUGGACAGCCGGCUCCAGUGGAAAGCCAAUGACUUUGGGAACAUCACUAUCCUGCGCCUGCCCUCUGACAUGGUGUGGCUACCAGAGAUUGUACUGGAGAACAACAAUGACGCCUCAUUCCAGAUUUCUUAUGCCUGCAAUGUGCUUGUUGAUGACGCGGGUCAUGUGACCUGGCUGCCACCCGCCAUCUUCCGCUCCUCCUGCCCUAUCUCGGUCACCUACUUCCCUUUCGAUUGGCAGAACUGCUCACUCAAAUUCACUUCACUCAAGUAUACAGCCAAGGAGAUCACACUCAAUCUGAAGCAGGAGAAGGAAGACAACCGCACCUACCCCAUCGAGUGGAUCAUCAUUGAUCCUGAGAGUUUCACAGAGAACGGUGAGUGGGAGAUAGUGCACCGGGCAGCCAAGCUCAAUGUGGACCCCAGUGUCCCAAUAGACAGCACCAACCACCAAGAUGUCACCUUCUACCUCAUCAUCCGUCGCAAGCCGCUUUUCUACAUCAUCAACAUCCUGGUACCCUGUGUCCUCAUCUCCUUCAUGAUCAACCUGGUCUUCUACCUGCCAGGCGACUGUGGAGAGAAGACCUCAGUGGCCAUCUCAGUGCUCCUGGCCCAAUCUGUAUUCCUCUUGCUUAUCUCCAAGAGGUUGCCGGCCACAUCCAUGGCCAUCCCCUUGGUAGGCAAGUUCCUGCUUUUCGGCAUGGUCCUUGUCACCAUGGUUGUGGUGAUAUGCGUCGUCGUCCUCAACAUCCACUUCCGAACGCCCAGCACCCACGUGCUGUCCGAGGGAGUCAAGAAGCUCUUCCUGGAGACCCUGCCCAAGCUCCUGCACAUGUCCCGCCCAGCAGAGGAAGACCCCGGUCCCAGGGCUCUCAUCCGGAGAAGCAGCUCUCUGGGAUACAUCUCCAAGGCAGAGGAGUAUUUCUCACUUAAGUCCCGCAGUGACCUCAUGUUUGAGAAGCAAUCAGAGCGACAUGGGCUGGCCCGGCGCCUCACCACAGCCCGCAGGCCACCAGCAAGCUCUGAGCAGAUCCAACAGGAGCUCUUCAGUGAGAUAAAGCCAGCUGUGGAUGGGGCAAACUUCAUCGUCAACCACAUGAGGAACCAGAACAGUUACAAUGAGGAGAAGGACAACUGGAACCAGGUGGCCCGCAUAGUGGACCGUCUCUGCCUGUUUGUGGUGACACCCAUCAUGGUGGUGGGCACAGUCUGGAUCUUCCUGCAGGGUGUCUACAACCAGCCCCCAACCCGGCCUUUCCCUGGGGACUCCUUCUCCUAUAAGGAAAAGGAUAAGCGCUUCAUCUAGAGCAGAGAGGGUGACUCCUCUCCAUUCCCCAGGGAAGGAGGUUUUCUAGGAUGGUGGACUGUCCAGGUUGUCAUCUAUCAGCCCCUGAUUCCUUGGUCAUUCUGUCUGGGUCCUUCUGAGAAGUGUGGGACUGGCGUGGAAGGAUCAUGCUUGACGUCAGUACAAGGCCCAUCAGUGUGAGUCACACACAUCCUAGAACACCAGGACCCAGCCCCUCUAAUGUACCCCCACUCCAAGCCCCUCCCUCCUAGCCCCAGGCUCUCCAAAGCAGGGCUGCCUAGAAAUAUUUGAGGUGCACUUGU
Molecule: messenger RNA, 1881 nt
Organism: Arvicanthis niloticus (Nile rat)
Lineage: Eukaryota; Metazoa; Chordata; Mammalia; Rodentia; Muridae
Gene: Chrnd
Product: cholinergic receptor nicotinic delta subunit
Biological process (GO): monoatomic ion transmembrane transport
Cellular component (GO): postsynaptic membrane
Molecular function (GO): transmembrane signaling receptor activity; acetylcholine-gated monoatomic cation-selective channel activity
Source: RefSeq, a predicted model, not a curated record